GCCAGCCCGGGACGCCUCGCUCUGCCCGCUCCGCUUCGCUCGCCGCUCUGCCCCUCCGCGCCAGGCAUGGCCCCCAGCACUGUGGCCGUGGAGCUGCUCAGCCCCAAGGAGAAGAACAGACUGCGGAAGCCAGUGGUGGAGAAGAUGCGCCGCGACCGCAUCAAUAGCAGCAUCGAGCAGCUGAAACUGCUGCUGGAACAGGAGUUCGCGCGGCACCAGCCCAACUCGAAGCUGGAGAAGGCGGACAUCCUGGAGAUGGCCGUCAGCUACCUGAAGCACAGCAAAGCCUUCGCCGCGGCCGCUGGCCCCAAGAGUCUGCAUCAGGACUACAGCGAGGGCUACUCGUGGUGCCUGCAGGAGGCUGUGCAGUUCCUGACGUUGCACGCCGCCAGCGACACGCAGAUGAAGCUGCUCUACCACUUCCAGAGGCCCCCGGCCGGGCCCACCGCGCCUGCCAAAGAGCCCCAGGCGCCCGGUGCCGCGCCCCCGCCCGCGCGCUCCUCGGCCAAGGCCGCCGCCGCCGUGCGCCAGCCCGCCUGCGGCCUCUGGCGGCCCUGGUGACCCGGCGGCCUAGCGGUCGCCCGGCCUAGGACCAGAGGGCGAGCCGUUCCUCUCGAGUGUAGGGAAGACCUUCCCAGCCGCAGUCCGGCCCCGGGUUGAAUGCACCCUUCUCCGGAAGGCUCCCUCCCCAGGCUGGCAGGCCAGCAAGGGGGUCAUCGUCAGAGAAUGUGUGUGCAACGUCCUUGUCAUUUUAGGACAAUCAGGGCCCAUUUUCUGCCGAGUGUCUGACCCCGUGGGGUUGUUCUGUGUUUGCAUUUCAGCAAGUGACUUCUGGGAAGUCCCCGGCUGCCGGGGUUCUAUGAUAUUUGUAGGGUCAGGGGCUCGGCCUGCUGAAGCCCCAUCCUGUAGAGGACUUUCUUCAGGGCCUGUUGCUGCUGGGCAGGGCGCCCGCAGGCGGGCCAUGCCAUGGGCAUGCUUGCCUUUUGUGAAGGCGGAACUCGGGUGUAUCCUCAUAGGAAGUACUCAGCCUGCUUGGGUGCCUGGACCAUGGGUGUCGUGGUCCUAAGGUCCACAUGGGCUUGGUUGUCUGGUGGAGGCUCAUAGUGGGCUGUUUGGGGAGGGGGGUCUCCACUGUGAUCCUUAAAGGAUUUCUUUGUG
Molecule: messenger RNA, 1158 nt
Organism: Sciurus carolinensis (gray squirrel)
Lineage: Eukaryota; Metazoa; Chordata; Mammalia; Rodentia; Sciuridae
Gene: Hes5
Product: hes family bHLH transcription factor 5
Exons: 3
Coding region: 67-561 (164 amino acids)
Biological process (GO): regulation of transcription by RNA polymerase II; regulation of neurogenesis; anterior/posterior pattern specification
Cellular component (GO): nucleus
Molecular function (GO): DNA-binding transcription factor activity, RNA polymerase II-specific; protein dimerization activity; RNA polymerase II cis-regulatory region sequence-specific DNA binding
Source: RefSeq, a predicted model, not a curated record